Messenger RNA from Galeopterus variegatus (Sunda flying lemur), 2002 nucleotides. It is a transcript of the gene PACS2, whose product is annotated as phosphofurin acidic cluster sorting protein 2. NCBI's taxonomy places the organism in Eukaryota, Metazoa, Chordata, Mammalia, Dermoptera, Cynocephalidae. Gene Ontology annotation, biological process: protein localization to plasma membrane. Gene Ontology annotation, molecular function: transmembrane transporter binding. The record is from RefSeq and is a predicted model, not a curated record. The coding region runs from base 77 to 2002 and encodes 641 amino acids. The transcript has 19 exons.
CAGCCUGACCCUGAAGAAGCUGGUGGUCUUCAAGGAGCUGGAGAAGGAGCUCAUCUCAGUGGUGAUUGCGGUCAAGAUGCAGGGCUCCAAACGGAUCCUGCGGUCUCAUGAGAUUGUGCUGCCCCCCAGUGGACAAGUAGAGACUGACCUGGCCCUGACCUUCUCCCUGCAGUACCCUCACUUCUUGAAGAGAGAAGGCAACAGGCUUCAGAUCAUGCUGCAGCGCAGAAAGCGGUACAAAAACCGGACAAUCCUGGGCUACAAGACACUGGCUGCAGGCUCCAUCAACAUGGCCGAGGUGAUGCAGCACCCCUCUGAGGGCGGCCAGGUGCUGAGCCUCUGCAGCGACAUCAAAGAGGCCUCUGUAAAGGUGGCUGAGAUCUGGAUCGUCUCCCUGUCCAGCCAGCCCAUCGACCACGAGGACAGCGCCAUGCAGGCUGGCCCUAAGGCCAAGGCCACAGAUAACUACUCCGAGGAAGAGUAUGAGAGCUUCUCCUCUGAGCAGGAGGCCAGCGACGAUGCCGUGCAAGGGCAGGACUUGGACGAGGAUGACUUUGAUGUGGGAAAGCCUAAAAAGCAGCGGCGAUCGAUACAACAAAACUUCAAGCAGAAAGUCGUGGCGCUGCUGCGGAGGUUUAAAGUGUCCGAAGAGGUCCUUGACUCAGAGCAGGACCCUGCAGAACAUGUCCCUGAGGUGGAGGAGGACCUGGACCUCUUGUACGACACGCUGGACAUGGAGAACCCCAGCGACAGUGGCCCUGACAUGGAAGACGAUGACAGUGUCCUCAGCACACCCAAGCCGAAGCUCAGGCCAUACUUCGAAGGCCUGUCACACUCCAGCUCGCAGACAGAGAUCGGGAGCAUCCACAGUGCCCGCAGCCACAAGGAGCCUCCGAGCCCGGCUGACGUGCCUGAGAAGACUCGGCCCCUGGGAGGCAAGCAGCCAAGUGACAACGUCUCUGACACCGUGGCCCCCUGUGCACCGGCCCCGCGGGAGCAGCCAGGACAGCCCGAGGACAGCCCAGAAGCAGAGACCUCCCCACGGGACGUGUUCACUGAGAGGCUGCCGCCCAGUGGGAGGGUCACCAAGACAGAGUCACUCAUCAUCCCCUCCACCAGGUCUGAGGGGAAGCAGGCGGGCCGCCGGGGCCGGAGCACAUCCCUGAAGGAGCGGCAGCCGGCACGGCCACAGAAUGAGCGGGCCAACAGCCUGGACAACGAGCGCUGCCCAGACACGAGGAGCCAGCUGCAGAUCCCCAGGAAGACCGUGUAUGACCAGCUCAACCACAUCCUCAUCUCUGAUGACCAGCUGCCCGAGAACAUCAUUCUCAUCAACACCUCUGACUGGCAGGGCCAGUUCCUCUCGGACAUCCUGCAGAGGCACACACUCCCCGUGGUGUGUACCUGCUCCGCCGCGGAUGUCCAGGCGGCCUUCAGCACCAUUGUCUCACGGAUACAGAGAUACUGCAACUGCAAUCCCCAGCCCCCGACCCCUGUGAAGAUCGCCGUGGCAGGGGCGCAGCAGUACCUCAGCGCUGUCCUGCGCCUCUUCGUGGAGCAGCUGUCCCACAAGACCCCCGACUGGCUGGGAUACAUGCGCUUCCUCAUCAUCCCGCUGGGUUCCCACCCUGUGGCUAGGUACCUGGGCUCCGUCGACUACCGCUACAACAACUUCUUCCAGGACCUGGCCUGGAGAGAUCUGUUCAAUAAGCUGGAGGCCCAGAGCGCUGUGCAGGACGCGCCAGACAUCGUGUCGCGCAUCACCCAGUACAUCGCGGGGGCCAACUGUGCGCACCAGCUCCCCAUCGCUGAGGCCAUGCUGACCUACAGACAGAAGAGGAAAAAGCACUUUCAUUUUGACUUUACCCUAAGCGCUGAUGAAGAGUCCUCUCAGAAGUUCAUUCCCUUCGUCGGGGUGAGUACCAGCCAGCCCCACCUGCUCAGGAAACCACUGACCUGCCAAAGUGCCUUUUAUGAUGAGGAUGUGUUUGCACUCACUUGA